UACCUGAAUGGUAGAACAGCUAUCACAUACUUCAGGUUUGAAGUAAUUCAUUUGCUUGAUGGUACUUGUUUCUAGCACUUUUAGCAAUGGGAAAUGCAUCCGUGAGAUAGCUGCUUUAUUAUUCACUGAAUAAAAACUUUAAAAAAGGAACAGAGAACCAAUAGUUUCUAUUUCCAUGAAAUAACUUAUUUUAUUAGAGACAAUAUGCCAGUGGAAGUCAUAAAGACCCCUGAAGGAUUCAUGGCCUGUGAAGAUAAGCUGGGUAUGGAGGCCAUUCCAGGCACUGUCCACCUGGAGAAGGAUAGUCAGAACCUCGUGGGCAUCAGUAUCGGUGGAGGGGCGCCACUCUGCCCCUGUUUGUACAUCGUACAGGUGUUUGACAACACCCCUGCUGCUAAGAGCAAGCUCCUCAACGCUGGAGACGAGAUAGUAGGGGUCAACAAGAAGUCUGUGAAGGGAAGAACUAAAGUGGAAGUGGCUCGGAUGAUCCAAGCUCUCAAGGGUGAGGUGAUAAUCAGCUAUAACAGCCUGAAAGCAGACACCAAGGAAGGGAAAGGAUUGGACAUUGCUCUCAAGAAAGCCAAACAUCGGAUGGUGGAGAACAUGAGUUCUUCAACAGCGGAUGCCCUUGGUCUCAGUAGAGCUAUUCUCUGUAACGAUGUAUUGAUUAAGCGACUGGAUGAGCUGAAUAAGACAUCCCGUCUUUACAAAGGACUGAUGGACCACACCAAGAAACUGCUCAAGAUCUUCUAUGAAAUGUCCAACACCCACAGAGCAUUUGGCGAUAUCUUUUGCCUGAUUGGCACAAGGGAGAUUCAGCCGAAAGCUAGCGAGGCCUUCACAAAGUUUGGAGAUGCUCAUCGAAACAUGGAGAAGUUUGGCAUCAGAUUGCUGAGAACGGUCAAACCUAUGCUAUCAGAUCUUGGGACAUUCCUAACGAAAGCCAUUCCAGACACCAAGCUCACCAUUAAGAAGUAUGCCGAUGCUAAAUUUGAAUACCUGUCGUACUGUUUGAAAGUAAAAGAGAUGGAUGAUGAGGAGUAUGCGUAUGCUACACUAGGAGAACCUCUUUACAGAGUGGAAACAGGAAACUAUGAGUACAGGUUGAUAUUGCGAUGCCGGCAAGAAGCAAGGGCAAGAUUCGCUAAGUUAAGAUCAGAUGUGAUGGUUAAAAUGGAAUUAUUGGAUCAGAAACAUGUUCAAGACAUAGUUUUCCAGCUCCACCGUCUGGUGUCUGCCAUGACCCAGUACCUCCAGGAUUGUCACCAGCAGAUGAAGAACACCGACCUCUUCCCUAUCGAGGUCGAUCUCCUCAGGACGACCAUCAAUUACGACAGGUCCGAUCAGUUCAACGAUGGCUUCGAUGAUGAAGAGGAUGAGGAGGAGGAGGACGACGAGGAGCAUGAGAAUAACAGGAGCGGAGGUGGAGGAGGGAGUCUGAUGGAGGGUAACCUUAUUGAUACAUCGUAGGAUGGGUUGAUAACAAUGGUGGUUGCUACCAGUUGAUCUACAAACAGUUACUCUACUUCUUAGAUAGUCUAAUACCACAUGGAAUGAAACCCAUUGGCCUGUAUUCUUAACUCGGGUUCAAAGUUGUGGUGUAACUAUGAAUAGCCAGUUGUAACAAAAUUCCCUAAUGGUGAGGU
Messenger RNA from Lytechinus variegatus (green sea urchin), 1646 nucleotides. RefSeq names its product PRKCA-binding protein-like (gene pick1). Gene Ontology annotation, biological process: regulation of Arp2/3 complex-mediated actin nucleation; dendritic spine maintenance; receptor clustering. Gene Ontology annotation, molecular function: protein domain specific binding; protein kinase C binding; phospholipid binding. Lineage: Eukaryota; Metazoa; Echinodermata; Echinoidea; Temnopleuroida; Toxopneustidae. Gene Ontology annotation, cellular component: postsynaptic density; trans-Golgi network membrane; neuron projection. The transcript is spliced from 9 exons. The record is from RefSeq and is a predicted model, not a curated record. Bases 205 to 1470 code for a protein of 421 amino acids.